GUGAGGUUUGGCUGCCACCAAAGUUACUUCCAGUCCCUGCUGUUCCUCCUGCCCUCAGUCUGGACCUGCCUAGGGAGCCCAGCAAUUCAGCCUCCCCACACAGAGAUCCCAGGGAGACCCAGCUAACUGCCCUGGGCUCCUCGCCUGGCUUCGAACCUUCAGCGGCAUAUGGGGCACUGUUGGGCCCAGUUCUGCUAAGAUGCUCCUGGCGUCUCCCUCCACCCCGUCCAGGGCACGGACCCCUAGCGCCGUGGAGAGGCUGGAGGCCGACAAAGCCAAAUAUGUCAAGACGCACCAAGUGAUAGCACGGCGCCAGGAGCCAGCCUUGCGCGGAGGGCCCGGGCCGCUUACCCCGCACCCCUGCAAUGAGCUGGGGCGCCCUGCAUCUCCCAGGACGCCCAGACCCGCCCGCCGGGGCAGCGGCAGGCGGCUGCCCAGGCCUGACUCCCUCAUCUUCUACCGCCAGAAGCGGGACUGCAAGGCCUCGGUAAACAAGGAAAACGCCAAGGGCCAGGGGCUGGUGCGGCGCCUCUUCCCGGGAGCCCCCCGGGACACCACCUCGAGCACUCCGGAUGCAGCCGAGCGACCCGCGGCUCCUGGGGGUUGGGCCGCCCCCCAAGAUGCCCCGGAAGCGGCCGGAAAGCGGGCGCUGUGCCCCACGUGCUCGCUGCCCCUGUCGGAGAAGGAGCGCUUCUUCAACUACUGCGGCCUGGAGCGCGCGCUGGUGGAGGUGCUGGGCGCUGAGCGCUUCUCUCCGCAAAGCUGGGGCGCAGACGCCAGUCCCCAGCCCGGUACGUCGCCGCCGCUCGGCUCCGGGAACACCAGCGACUGGACGUCCAGCGACGGCGGCGCGGACUGCCGGGACGGUGCGGGCGGAGGCGGCGGCUCGGAGGCGGCGGGCUCGGCGCGGGAUGGACGCCCCCCGGUGUCAGUAGUGGAGCGCAACGCGCGCGUCAUCCAGUGGCUGUAUGGCUGCCAGCGUGCACGCAGCCCCCCGCGCGAGUCCGAGGUGUGAUAGUCGCCGCAGGGAAGCGGGAUGCCGCGGGUCCGCGCGGGGGGACUGAUGGGCACGGAGCUGGACCCGGGCACAGGCAGGAACGCAGUGCCUCCCACGCGCAGGGCGCCGUUGGGCAGACCCUUCCCUCUGGAUCUCCCUCCGUGGGGGAACUGGACAAAAUGAUCUCGAAGGCCCUUUCCAACGCAGGCAGCGGAGGGAAUAGCGGCCCUUCGCAGCAGGCCGAGGGAAGUAACGGCGGCCGCGUGGCCCCUGUGGAGGCCGGCUCUGGAGAGUAAUGACUGAGGUGGAAAAUGAGAGAACCUGCUGAAUAAAGUUAAAAUGUUAUUUUAAAUGGGUAGGUGUUUGGGUUGGGAGACAGAUGUCGAGGAGGGGGACUGGACGGGUUUGCACGGUUAAGGGCAAAGGCUUUGGAGUGGGGUUCCAGGCUGACUAUGUGACCGUGGUCGGGCACUUAACAUCUCCCAGCCGCAGCUGCACCCCUCAGUAACAAAAAAGGGAAAGGGAGAUGAUCACAGAGUAUUCUGAGAUAGUCGUACAGUACAUGGCAUACAAUAUAACUACUACCGAAUCAGUACUAUAAUAUUAUGAUUCCCUAGUCAGUCCCAACUGAUCUGGGAGCUGGGAAUAGCACCUGUGAGGAGUCCUGGGGAGGUGUCUGCUCCGGGGAUCUGGGGUCUCUAUCCAGUCUUGAGGCCCACUGGCCUCUAAAGGCCCCCUUCCCGGUGCUUUGCUGCCGCCUUGUGGUCACUAGGUGUGAAGGGCUGUGGAGAAUCGAGUUGGGGCAGUAAAGAAGGAUCUUCCCAAACAGCAGAUUCAAAUCCUGUCGCUGCCUCCCUUUUCCUCGAGCACACACAAAGUCAACCUAUUGUCCUCACAGGUUCACACCUGUAGGCCUUUGUUCAGCUCCUUCUCUCUUGCCUGGGUUACCUUUCCCUCUCUCUCCACUUAUCCGUCUAAGAUUAAAGCCUUACUGAAUUCCCAACUCAAA
This is a messenger RNA of Choloepus didactylus (southern two-toed sloth), 2006 nucleotides long. It is a transcript of the gene FAM110D, whose product is annotated as family with sequence similarity 110 member D. Bases 200 to 1015 code for a protein of 271 amino acids. NCBI's taxonomy places the organism in Eukaryota, Metazoa, Chordata, Mammalia, Pilosa, Megalonychidae. The transcript has 2 exons. The record is from RefSeq and is a predicted model, not a curated record.